AUGGUUGAUACGUGGCCGUUUGAAAGACUUCCGGGUUUCGGAGAAGGUUUUGACCUGGAUUGGAACCAUCUGUGCUGUGCCCGCAGCGGGUGCUGGUAUCACGACAACCUAAUAAACGUCUUCAUGAUGACCCUGGUGGAGAAGUUCAAGAACAACACAACGCUUUUCCUGCUGUCAUUGCAUACACCUGCGCCGAGUAAAGGCAAACGAAUCCCUCCGAGAACGCUGCGUUUGGUAGCAGCUGCUGACAAGGAUAUGGUAUUUAUGCCUUUGAACAUCAACGGAAAUCACUGGGUGCGCCUCGUUAUUGAUCGAUCAAGAACAACUAUCUACUGCUUCGAAAGUUUCAACAAGCGGCCGAACCAGAAUCUACUCGCAGCCCCGAUUCAAAAGGACAGCGAUAACUGUGGUCUAUUCAUCAUCUUGCACUUCUGGAGACGAUUCGUUAAGGAAAUGAGAAGUGAUUACACGACGGUGGGAUUGCUGCGCCGGCAGUGGGACGUUCUUCGGACCGUGGUGGACUUUAGCGAUGCGAGUAAAGGUGAACAGGACUAA
This is a messenger RNA of Phytophthora infestans T30-4, 555 nucleotides long. RefSeq names its product cysteine protease family C48, putative. The transcript is spliced from 2 exons. NCBI's taxonomy places the organism in Eukaryota, Oomycota, Peronosporomycetes, Peronosporales, Peronosporaceae. Gene Ontology annotation, biological process: proteolysis. The record is from RefSeq and is a predicted model, not a curated record. Bases 1 to 555 code for a protein of 184 amino acids. Gene Ontology annotation, molecular function: cysteine-type peptidase activity.